This is a messenger RNA of Pseudogymnoascus destructans, 399 nucleotides long. RefSeq lists its product as uncharacterized. Bases 1 to 399 code for a protein of 132 amino acids. NCBI's taxonomy places the organism in Eukaryota, Fungi, Ascomycota, Leotiomycetes, Thelebolales, Thelebolaceae. The transcript has 2 exons. The record is from RefSeq and is a predicted model, not a curated record.
AUGGCCUUUUUGAAGCAAUUGAGCUGGCAAUAUACCAGCUCAAUUGCAUGGCUCCCUCCCUCCUCCGACCCCCUCGAAACCACCCUCGGAAGCCCUCGCGCGAGGCACAAACUCCCCCGCCUCCCCCGCCCCUGCCUCCUAGCCGAACUCGCUGCCCCUGUUGACGGUAGCAAGUUCCUCGACUUGGACGCUUGGUCCCACGCCCUGGACGACUGGGCCAUCAAGGAGAAGUUCUCCUGGCGGCUCCAGAGAAGGGACAAAGACGGGGCAACUGCCGUUUGUCCUGAGGAGGGCUGUGCCUGGUGUGUCCGAGCCAGCCCUGACGACGAGCUUCCAUUGCUUGUCAUCGGGGCUGGCUCAGACAUGCCAGGCACAUAUGAGAACGGGGGGAGUUUCUAG